UCAGACCUCAAGCAGCCGCUGUCCGCGCUGCCGCCAUCGCCGCGUCCGCCUGCAGCCCAUUGGACAUGCGAGGAUACCGCGGCGUCAAAUACUUACUCUUUGUUUUCUGCUACGUCUUCUGGGUCGUGAGCGCCGUUCUCAUUGCGGUGGGAAUCUACGCCAAGAUCGUCAAGGAGAAAGAUGUGGUGGACACACUGACCGUGGACCCGGCGCUCCUCCUCAUCGUGGUGGGCUCCUUGAUAUUCAUCAUCACAUUCCUGGGAUGUUUGGGUGCCCUGCGGAACGCCACCUGCCUGCUGAAGACGUUUGCCGCCAUCCUGGCGGCGGUGCUUCUGGUGCAGCUGACAGCAGGAAUUCUGGGAUAUGUCUUCACUGACACGGUGAUGGAGCGGACGGAGCGCCUCAUGAUGAAGACCAUUGUCCGCUACCGGGAGGACCGGGACCUGGAGAACGCCAUCGACUUUGUCCAGAAGAAGUUCCAGUGCUGUGGCGUGGACAACUACAGGGACUGGUCCAAGAACGUCUACUUCGAGUGUUCCGACUCCAAUCCCAGUUUGGAAGCCUGCGGCGUCCCCUUCUCCUGCUGCGUCAUCCCCAGCAACCAGACGGUGCUGAACACCAUGUGUGGCCUGGGCACGCAGCAGCAGGAUCUCCGCUGGGCCUCCCGGGACGUCUUCACGGACGGCUGCCUGCCCAAGAUGGCGGCGUGGAUCCGGACCAACAUGAAGAUGCUGGCCGGGAUGACGGGCGGCUUGCUGCUUCUCGAGGUGUGCGUGAUCGCGCUGGCUGUGGCUCAGGUGUGCUGGAUCAACAAAGUGCGGCGACGAAAGGCCGAGCUCGCCACCCGAAGCGCGUCCCGGAAGAAGGACGAGCUGUGGUUUCCCGCCUUUGCUGACUUUGACCAAUGAGAGGUGACCCCUACAGGCUGGAGUCGUAAUGACACACCAGUCACAAAACUGCUGAUAAAAAAAAAAAAAAACAGCUCAUUUUUAAGCUCACAAUGUUGAAACCUCAUAAUCACUUUUUGUCGGUCCAUCACAGGGGGUGUCCAAAGUGAGGCCCGGGGGGGCAUUUGUGUUUUUUAUUAUUACAGACGAAAUAAACAUAAAAUAUUACGCAAAAAAAGGGAGCGUCGACUAGGGUUGUACAGUACACCAGUACUAGUAUAGUUAAAGUUAAAGUACCCAUGAU
This is a messenger RNA of Nerophis lumbriciformis (worm pipefish), 1191 nucleotides long. Its product is annotated as tetraspanin-33. Lineage: Eukaryota; Metazoa; Chordata; Actinopteri; Syngnathiformes; Syngnathidae. The record is from RefSeq and is a predicted model, not a curated record. Gene Ontology annotation, cellular component: plasma membrane.